This is a messenger RNA of Ilyonectria robusta, 2883 nucleotides long. RefSeq lists its product as uncharacterized. Bases 497 to 2509 code for a protein of 670 amino acids. The transcript has a single exon. NCBI's taxonomy places the organism in Eukaryota, Fungi, Ascomycota, Sordariomycetes, Hypocreales, Nectriaceae. The record is from RefSeq and is a predicted model, not a curated record.
UGUUGCUGGUGGCGAGCGAGUGUAAGCUGGUCUUUCAUCCCGCUUCUUCUUCUUAUUUCACUUGUGUGUGCCCGCAAACCGCCUGUGUUUGGCUGCUUCGACUCCAGCUUUGCCCAUCGCUUACCACCAUCCUUGCUCGCAUCCUCCGUCCACCCCGGGUCCCUGUUGCGGUCAUUUUUCCCGCAUCGGACCCCGUUCACUUUUGAAUUAACUCGCUCUGCCGACUCACACAAUAGGCUCGCGCGAAAAGGCGGGGGUGGUGCCCUGUGAGACGAGAGGGGAAAGUGCCUUUCAUCGACGCUCUAGAAAAGGAUCCCCGGUCCUGGCGGUUUUUGUGGGUGAACCACAAACUGUAUCAGACCCUGUCAUCUAAGCCAGGCGGUCUAUCUAUACGACACUCUUAACUCAAGACGGUCCCCGCCACUCCCACAACUCCUCCCGUAUACUACCGACGACCUCCCGUUCCUCGCUGCCAAAACGAGUGUCUAACUUCAUCAUGCCUCGAUCAAGAGCAGAGACUGUGACGGCUCCAUCUGUGUCAGAACGGCCCAGCACCAGCGGAGGACCUACAGGAACCAAUCACUUCGGAAAGACCGACUUCAACAACCGCGUAUCGAGAGACGACCUUACUCUCGCCUUAAAGAACUCAGGGAGGGGCACCGUCAAGGCGUAUCAUGUUCCGAUCCGUGGCCGGCUACCCUCACCGGAAACCAGCCCUCGAGGAGAAUCACCAGACCGUGUGACCAUGGUGCGAACCGCAACUCCGGAGUCCAUGGUGGAAACGGGCGAAACUGGGGUCAUCGCCAUCGGCAUGGCGCUGGGCAGCCCAGCUCAAGCGGCUGUUUUCGAAAACCAUAUCCCGGCGACCCAAAGCACGCGGAGGGCUGCAGCCGACUUCCCAGAACCCGCCGAAGAUCUGCAAGCGGUACCGCAAAAGCCCAAGAAAUGGAACCUGUUCCGAUCAAGGUCAUCGAAGCGAACCCGGCCUACAGAGCCCCAGCGAUCUUUGACAGACAACUCCAACGCAUCAAGCGUCUCGCUCACAUCUCGAGGACAACCGCCUUCAAGGACUGGAUCACAACAAGAUUCUUCAAAGAAGAACCCCCCAAAGCACAAACCCAUCGUCAUCCGAUCCCAGACGGACCCCUCCGCGAUCGAGCGGGUUGAAUCAAUAGAACCAGUUCCCGAGGUGAAGCUCGUCAAGGAACCCAAGCCAGCAAAGGAGCCCAAGUCCGGUGGUUUGGGUCGCAAGGUGUCACUAAGAGCUCUCCGUGGAGACUCGAGAGCCCGAAGGGCAGCAGAGAAGCUGGAGCCUAUGCCAUCGCCUCCAAGUCCUCCCCCCGCGAUGCCCCAGUUGAGCGGACCCCUCCUGAAUGUCGAGAUCCCCAGCAUCAAGAUGGAGCGAUACAGCGUCAUGUUCGGCGGAGUCUUGGGAACGCAGAACUCAUCCUCUUCACUCCUCGCUCGACGACAGGCGACGCUCGAUCGGCUCAAGACCCUCAACGACGAGCUCCUUCAGAACGGCGAAGAGGAGCUUCCUCGGCCGCGGCGAGCGACAUCGCCUCAACCCAAGGCCUCACCCGCAUUCUCCCUGUUCCCAGGACUUCCCAAGCCUAGCCCAAUCCAGCCCUCCCCCAGGGUGCGCUCAAACACCUCACCCGCCUUGUUGCAUUCUCCCGUCGCGGCGACAUUUGAACCCCUUCCCAAUAAAGGCAAGGAACACACUUUAGGAGAGACCCUCAAGCCCAAGGUCUUCCUGCCUGCGACACCAAAGGACACCCAACGCGAAAAGAAGCCGGCUUCAACGACGGCCGAUUCUCCUCCUCAACUAGUCUCCAAGUUCAGCAAGCAGCCGAAACGAUCAGGCGCACCUAAACCCGACCCGUCCACCAUCCGCCCCAGUCGGACGCCCUCACCAGUGACCCUCGAGGUGCAGGCUCAAGCACGCGGCAGACAGCCCUCUCCUUUUACACCUGACACAUCCAGUCUGAUCCUCGAUUCCCCCGAGGACAGCGAGUUCGGGGACGAAGUUGACGUCCACAUCACCGACAAGCUCCGGCCCACGCUCACCGAGCCUACAUGGCAGAUGGUUUCCCCUCCAGGCUCGACUACAUCUUCCAGCCCCGAGGUGACUCGCAAAUCCCCCGAGGCAACUCGAAAGGUCUCCCCGCCCUCGUCCCUGAAGUCCGCCGAGCAAAUCACUGUCAUCAAGUCUCAGCCCCUCCAGGCCGACCCCGAAGAGGCCCUCCGCAACGCCGUCGAGAUCUCCAUCGCGCGCCAGAUCAGCGUCUCGCACCAGCAGCGCAAGAUGCUACACCCACUCCAGAGCAACCCCAGCCUGCGACACCACAACGAUGGCACCGGCUCAAACUACGGCAUCCCCGUCGGGAAGAACGAGCGGCUGGCUGAGACGAAGUCGGCCCAGCCGCGGCUUGUACGUCCCCAGGACAUCAACGUGUGGGAGAUGCACCGCAAGAGCUCACGAGUUAUCGUCGAGGGGGAACCCUAAAGCAAAAACGUAUACCAGAUGAAGCCUAGCGAUGCAUAUGUAGAACGGCGGUUGGCAUAGGCGGUCGGUUUUUUUUUUCUACCGUAUCUUCUUCACUCAUACCCACUUUAUACUGCUGCUUCAAAAGAAGCAACGAGCAGGGACCUCACUGGUUGAGCUGUUUCUGUCGUCGUUUGAGGGCAACACCUCCCUCCAUAUCUUUUUUCUUUUGUCAUUUUCAUACACGAAGCCUUGAUGGUAGGAAAGGGGGAUACCAUGGGUCAUCUAGCAAGGCGCAGGAGCAGGAUCGGACAGGGAGAACGGAGCGUGCACAGCCCUGGAGCAGGUCGCUGGUUCACAAAGGGGGUUUCACGCACGUCAACAUUAUCAUCAUC